ACAAACCCCUUUCCUCUGCUCAACUCAACUCAGUUCAUCAAAUCAAAAACCCUACCUUUUUUUUAGUUACUAGGAAAGGGUGAUCAGUUUUUUUUUUCUUUCACAUUGGCUUCUGCCCAAUGCCUAAAUAUCAAUGGUGGAGUCCCUUUACCUCUCCCUCUGCAACGGUGCAACCUCAAUCUAUAACUAGUAACUAAGCGUGUCAUUAGUUAGUGUUACCUUGGUGUGUUGAACUCGCAGGCAUGGCGGCCUUAUCAACCAGAGGCCUCGUUUCUCGUCUCCACCAGCACUUCCUUUCCCUAUCAAGGCCAUUCGCAGCAGCCCCAACAUCCCUCCCUUUUCAUGCCUUAACUAGAAGAUUAUUCAGCUCUGAUGCCUUGAUGGAUGGCUCCCAGAUCCUCCAUCAACCACCCACCCGAAUCAUCCAGGCCACUCCAGCUAUCAUGACUCCCAACUCCAAGCGAACUGGGAUCAUUGCCGUCAAGUGUGGCAUGACUGCUCUUUGGGACAAAUGGGGUGCUAGGCUUCCCAUUACUAUCCUCUGGGUCGAUGACAAUAUCGUCUCUCAGGUCAAGACUGUUGAAAAAGAAGGAAUCUUUUCCCUUCAGAUCGGUUGCGGCCACAAAAAGCCUAAACAUUUGACAAAGCCUGAGGUGGGUCAUUUCAGAGCUCAAGGUGUUCCCUUGAAGAGGAAAUUGAAGGAGUUCCCCGUCACCGAAGAUGCUCUUCUCCCUGUUGGUACAUCACUUGGGGUACGCCAUUUUGUUCCAGGCCAAUAUGUAGAUGUCACUGGAACCUCUAGAGGGAAAGGUUUUCAGGGUGCAAUGAAAAGGUGGGGAUUUAAAGGAAUGCCGGCAUCUCAUGGUGCAUCAUUAUCGCAUCGGAGUCCUGGUUCUACUGGUCAGAGGGAUGCUCCUGGAAAGGUAUUUAAAGGGAAAAAGAUGCCUGGGCGCAUGGGUGCGAAGACAAGAACAGUUAAAAAUGUGUGGGUAUACAAGAUAGAUCCUGCAAGGAAUUUGAUGUGGGUGAGGGGUCAGGUCCCAGGUGCUAAAGGGAACUUUGUCUUCAUAAAGGAUUCUGUUUACAAGAAACCCAAUGUUUCAAUGCUUCCAUUCCCGACUUAUUUUGUAGCAGAAGAUGAGGAUGAAACAAAUAUAGGGCCUCUGGUUGCUGAUCUUGGAGAGGUAGAUCCGUUUAUGGUAGCUGAUUGACGUGGGGCGGAGUUUGAGUUGGUUGUGGGAUGGCAGAUUAAUUUCCGGACCAGUUAACUUGCGGAAUAGUAAGAAGUUGGUUUGUGUCCUAGUUAUUUGGUUUUAGGAAGGAAUGUAAUAUGAGAUAAUGGUUAUAGAGUUGAAGGUUGAUGUAUGAAUUUUUGAAGCAAAUUGAGCAUUGAUUUUUCUGUAACAGGAAUGGAGUUAUUUUAAAUAAAUGAAAGGAAACCUGAAAUUUUGCUUUUGCGAGUACAAA
Molecule: messenger RNA, 1467 nt
Organism: Gossypium raimondii (Peruvian cotton)
Lineage: Eukaryota; Viridiplantae; Streptophyta; Magnoliopsida; Malvales; Malvaceae
Product: 50S ribosomal protein L3-2, mitochondrial
Exons: 5
Coding region: 243-1211 (322 amino acids)
Biological process (GO): translation
Cellular component (GO): ribosome; mitochondrial large ribosomal subunit
Molecular function (GO): structural constituent of ribosome
Source: RefSeq, a predicted model, not a curated record